AUGGACAGUCAUCACUCUAUCCAGCCGACAGCACAUACUAUAUGGAAAGAUGGAGAAGAGUAUGGAAAGAAGGAGUUUGACCAAGUUAGUGGGUUCCAUUUUAGAACUGCUACUCAAGACAAUGAUGAACAUAUUGAUAUAGACAAAAAUUCACUUACUCCUGUGUCAUCCAAUGAACUUCAAAGUUGUGAUUCAUUUAUACCAACUCAUCAAUAUGACUUUCAGUUGUCCAGAACAUUAGACACUGAAGCAUUCAAUACAUGUCCAAGCGACUUGGACCAAAUUGAUGACAAAGACACUGUCAGCACAAUUCCUUAUCUUCUGCAAUCUCCAAGUAAAAAAGAGCCUGAAAACAUACAAGAGAGGGAUGAUCCAUCAAAUUCUAAGUCAUCAAAUACAUGCAAAUCCAAGUCACUUUUUCCUUCUGUUUCUGAAUUGAAUCUAUCAGAAUCCAACUCAUACAAUCACUUUCAUUCACCAAAUCAAUCAGAUACUAUGUCUUUUGAUCUUUCACAUAAUUCACAUUUGGAUGCAAACAACCAAUCAGUUUCAUAUUCACUCCAAACUUUGGAUUCAGAGUUGUGUAAUAUUGAGGUUCCCAAGUCACUUGAUCUAAUGGAUUCUGAGGAAUCAGAUUCAACUGUUUCAGAGUCUGUGGAUCAAUCCAAAUUCAAAACACUAAAUCAGUCUCAUGCCAGGUCACCUUGCCUUUCUUAUUUUGAGUUACCUCAUUCACUUGAUUCCAAGUCAAUUAAUCUCUCCAAUUCAGAAUUCUUUCAAUCACUAGAUUUGUUGGUAUCUGAACCAUUUGAAUCAGAUUCACCUGAUAUAUUUGAUUCUAGUUUACCAAAUCCACCUGGUUCUGAUUCACUAUAUUCAUCUGAUACUAAUUCACAUGAUUCAUCGGAAUCUAAUCCUACUGUUUCAUCCGAUCCUAAUUCAUUUGAUCUAUCUUAUCCAUAUUUAACAGAUUCAUUUAAUUCUCACUCAAAUAUUUUGUCCAAUUCAAAUGAUUUUUCAAAUUCUGGCGAAAGUUCUCAUCCAAAUUCAUUUCAAUCCAACUCAUCUCAAUCAAAUUCACCUGAUUCUAAUUCACUAAAUCCUUGUGACUCGGAUUCAAAUGUUCCAUGGAAGUCUGACUCUACUAUUUUACCUGCUUCUGAUUUACCAUAUUCAUCUUAUCCCAAUUCCCCUGAUUUGUUGAAUUCAGACUCAUUAGAUUUGGACUCAAGAAGCUUGCCAUGUCUAUCUCAUUCAAAUUCACCAGUUUCACCCGAGCCAGCAGAUCCACCAGAUGCAUUACAUUCUCAUUCUUUACAUUUAUCAGAAUUAGAUUCAAAUUCAUCUGAAUCAGAUUUAUCAUAUCCAUCUGAUUCUGAUUCUUUAGAUCCAUCGCUUUCUAACUCAAAUGAUUCGUCUGAUUCUGUGAACAGUUUUGAUUCAAGUUCACCUGAAUCAGAUGCACAAGAUGUGCAUGAAGCAUCUGGUUCUGAUUCAUCAGAUUUUUCCGAUUCAGAUUCGUUGGAAUCUGAUACAACCAAUUUAUUAGAUCAAUUAGAUUCUGAUUCAUCAGUGUUGCAUUCAACAGAUUGGCCAUGCUCAUGUGAUACUGAUUUAGAUCCACCAGAAUUGGAUUCAAAUUCAUUUGAAUCAGAUUCAGCAUAUUCACCUGAUCAAUCUCAUUCUGAUUCACCAAAUCCAUCACAUUUUGAUUUAUCAGCUCUAUCUUAUGAUUCAUAUUUAAAAGUAACUUUCCUAAUCCACAAGAUUCUCAUCCGAUGGACUCCAAUUCAAGUGAUUUCAAUACAGCUCUUUAUUCUCAUCCAUCUACAUUACAUGUUAAUCCAUCCACAUGAUUUGGGAUUACUUCAUCUACCAGAUUCUGAUUUCGCAACUUUAUAUUCCAAAAUUGAUCACAAUGACAAUGAUGAACAUUCACAGUAUUUGCAGGUAAAAAGUGGAAAUGAUGCAGAACCAAAUGCAAAGGUAAAUGAUUGCAUUGAGCUUGAGGGAGACAAUGUUGAUCAAGGUAUUGAAAUCAAUUCACUUCUGUCUAUUCAAGAAAUUGCAGAGCAAGAUGAUUUUGAUAGAGGUGUUGGGAUAAACCCACUACUUCCUAUCGAAGAAAGUGAGGAAGAGCAUGAUUUUGAACAAGGUGUUGCCAUAAACCCACUCCUCCCAAUCCAGGAAAGUGAAGAACAGCAAGAUUUUGAAUAUGAUGUUGCCAUAAACUCACUUCUCCCAAUCCAGAAAAGCAAGGAACAACAUGAUUUUGAGCAAGGUGUUACCAUAAACCAUUUCCUCCCAAUCCAAGAAAGCGAGAAACAGCAUGAUUUUGAACAAGAUGUUGCCAUAAACCCACUUCUCCCAAUCCAGGAAAGAAAGUGA
Messenger RNA from Xenia sp. Carnegie-2017, 2388 nucleotides. RefSeq names its product dentin sialophosphoprotein-like. Lineage: Eukaryota; Metazoa; Cnidaria; Anthozoa; Malacalcyonacea; Xeniidae. The coding region runs from base 1 to 2388 and encodes 795 amino acids. The record is from RefSeq and is a predicted model, not a curated record. The transcript is spliced from 2 exons.